This is a messenger RNA of Penicillium alfredii, 933 nucleotides long. RefSeq names its product endo alpha-1,4 polygalactosaminidase. Lineage: Eukaryota; Fungi; Ascomycota; Eurotiomycetes; Eurotiales; Aspergillaceae. The transcript has a single exon. The record is from RefSeq and is a predicted model, not a curated record. Bases 1 to 933 code for a protein of 310 amino acids.
AUGUCUGCAAAAACUGGCUUCUUGGCCUGGUCCACCAAGAAGAAAAUCCUAAUCUUCUCGGCCGUGGGGCUCGUCCUUGUAGCACUUGGCGUGGGCUUGGGUGUGGGACUAGGAGUUGGACUGAAAGAUCACGAUGACGGCGACGAUGAGGGCGACACCACCGAAUCCAACGGCGCAGUCAACAAAACGGUGAAAUGGCAGCCGGCCGUGGGGACCAAAUGGCAAAUUGAGCUGCUGUACCCGCUCAACGACACCUCAGUGGACGCCGAGGUCUACGACAUCGAUCUCUUCAACAACAAAGCGAGCGUGAUCUCCGAUCUCCAAAAGAAGGGCCGCAAGGUCAUCUGCUAUUUUUCCGCGGGCACCUACGAAGACUGGCGCUCCGACGCCGGCGACUUCCACAAGGCGGACCUGGGCGACGAGCUCCCCGACUGGCCGGGCGAGCGCUGGCUUAACAUCAAGUCCAGCAGCGUGCGCAAGAUCAUGCAGACGCGGUUGGAUCUCGCGCAGAAGAAGGGCUGCGACGGCGUUGACCCGGAUAACAUCGAUGCAUACGAUAACAAGAAUGGGCUGCAUUUGACCAAGGCCGACUCGAUCAAUUUUGUGAAUUGGCUCGCGUCCGAGGCGCAUACCCGUGGCUUGUCGAUGGGAUUGAAGAAUGGUGGCGAUAUCAUUGACUCGGUGAUCAGCAACUUGCAGUGGUGUGUCAACGAGCAGUGUGCUCAAUACGAGGAGUGUGACACCUACGCCGCGUUCACCAAGGCAAACAAACCCGUCUUCCAAAUCGAAUACCCCAAGGGCGAUGAUGUCAAUGACAACAAGUCUGUCACGGCCAAGCAGAAGUCGGGUGCUUGCAACGCAGAUAGCGCGGGCAAUUUCUCGACGGUCAUCAAGAACAUGAAUCUGGAUAGCUGGGUGGAAUACUGCUCAUGA